CUCUUUCCAGUAACUAUCCGAAUAUAGGAAUUUCAUUUUUAAGCUGUUGUUGUUGUUGUUGUCGUUGUUGUUGUCAAAUCUGCCCUAAUAUAUAAGGGACCAAAACGCUAUUUUUGAAUGCCUUUACUGGCCCCUUUUUCUUUCUUUGUACUUUUUCAGUUGAGCAUCUCCCUUUAAUUACAAUACUUUAAAUCCUGACCUGGAUGCAACGCACAGUUAAAUUACCGACCAUCCAUCUGCAAGACGAAGAAGCCGUUGCAGGCACAAAUCGUAUACGAUUAGUGAAGGCUGAAGAAACCCAAAAUGAUAGAAGAUGGUUUGAUAAAAUGAGAAAUCUCGUCCAAGCCCAUGAAUAUCUUUGUCAUGUUGCUGAAGCUGUAGAAUGGAUUGAAGAUUUUCUGGAUGAAAGGAUUGAUAACAACGAUGAUAGAGAAGCAUCUAUUCUGCAAAUAGAAAAAACACUGCAUGAUGGUGUUGUACUUGCCAAACUAGCACGAAGAAUUCACCCAGGAAUUAUCAACAGCAUCAUUUCGAGUGAUGAAAAAUUCAAAUUUCUACGUUCAAACAAUAUCAAUGCAUUUCUGCAGGUGUUGAAGGAAGUCAGGUUGCCUUCUAUUUUUUGGUUCGAGUUUGUUGAUUUAUACGAUCAAAAAAACAUACCCAAGGUGAUUUACUGUAUUCAUGCUCUUAGUCAUUGGCUUUAUUCAAAUGAUUCAGCACCUAAAAUUAGAAAUUUGAACGGCGAACUCAACUUCUCAGAGGCUGUCUUGGUAGCCACUCAACGUAAUUUGGAAAUGUCAGGCGCAACCAUGCCAAACUUCAGCAACCUCGGUUUAUCAAUGCAGAAGGAAUUGAAUGGAAAUAAAAGAUCACGGUUUGCUUUUAAACCUAUAGAUGAUGCUGUGAUAAAUGAUAGUAAUGAAGUCAUACCAAAAACACGACAAGUAGGUAAACUACAGCCAAAGGAUUUCCUGAUGAUGACAGAUUUGUAUGACUCGGAUACAGAAUCAAAAUCCUCUUCCAGUGAUGAACAGGAGAGCAUAUCAGUACCUACUAUGCAGAGACUCACAUUUUUAGGUGUGUUGAUACACAGAAACAUAUUUUAACUUGCAAAUUUUGCUGAUAAUCACCUUGAUUCUUAAAACAGAUGCCGACAGCGAUUCUUUCACCUGUAGCUCAGAUUCUGACAACGAUUUGGACGUACCUGAUCAU
This is a messenger RNA of Mycotypha africana, 1212 nucleotides long. Its product is annotated as calponin domain-containing protein. Lineage: Eukaryota; Fungi; Mucoromycota; Mucoromycetes; Mucorales; Mycotyphaceae. Gene Ontology annotation, cellular component: mitotic actomyosin contractile ring; cytoplasm. Bases 204 to 1106 code for a protein of 300 amino acids. Gene Ontology annotation, molecular function: calmodulin binding; GTPase activator activity; actin filament binding. The record is from RefSeq and is a predicted model, not a curated record. The transcript is spliced from 5 exons. Gene Ontology annotation, biological process: regulation of actin cytoskeleton organization; mitotic actomyosin contractile ring assembly actin filament organization.